Aplosporella prunicola CBS 121167 is the source of this 834-nucleotide messenger RNA. RefSeq lists its product as uncharacterized. The transcript is spliced from 3 exons. Gene Ontology annotation, molecular function: aldehyde-lyase activity. The coding region runs from base 1 to 834 and encodes 277 amino acids. Lineage: Eukaryota; Fungi; Ascomycota; Dothideomycetes; Botryosphaeriales; Aplosporellaceae. The record is from RefSeq and is a predicted model, not a curated record. Gene Ontology annotation, cellular component: cytoplasm.
AUGCAAGCCGCGAACCGCUUCCAACGCGCCCUCAAAACCCGCAACCCUACCUUCGGCGCCUGGCAAAUGCUGCCGGGGACCAACCACUCGCGGGCCAUCGCGCGCAGCAACGUCGACUGGAUCUGCGUCGACACGGAGCACGGCAACAUCGACGACGGGCAAAUGCACGAAGCCGUCGCCGCCAUCGCCGCCACGGGCGUCAGCCCCCUCGUGCGCAUCGCCGCCAACGAAGCCUAUCUCGUCAAGCGGGCGCUCGACGCGGGCGCGCACGGCGUCGUCGUCCCACUCAUCCACACCCCCGACGACGCGCGCCGCCUCGUCGCAGCGUGCAAGUUCCCACCCCAAGGGACGCGUGGGUUCGGCUCGCCGUUCCCGCCGCCCGCGUUUGGCAUCGCCAGUCUGGGCCAGUACCUGCAGGAGGCGAACGAGGCGCUGGUUACUGUUGUGCAGAUUGAGACGAGGGAGGCGCUUGAAAAUGUCGAUGCCAUAGCCGCCCUCCCCGGCGUCGACGUCCUCCUCAUCGGCCCCUACGACCUAGGCAACGCGCUCGGGCACCCGGUGCUCGACGGGACGUUCGCACCCCCCUUAGCCGACGCCAUCGAGCGCAUCCGCGGCGCGUGCGACGCGCACGGCAAGCGCGCGGGCUUCUAUUGCACGUCUGGGGCGCAGGCGCGCGAGUAUGCGGAUCGUGGGUUUGGCAUGAUCUCAAUCGCGACCGACGUCCUCGCCAUCCCGCACUUCUUCGGCGAGGCGCUUGCGGCGGCCAAGGGCGGGGCGGUGCACGCGGCCGUGCAGGCAGCCAAGGGCGCCGCGGCCAGGCUUGCUGGCGACUGA